Triticum turgidum subsp. durum (durum wheat) is the source of this 1497-nucleotide messenger RNA. The record is from the annotation of a GenBank genome assembly. NCBI's taxonomy places the organism in Eukaryota, Viridiplantae, Streptophyta, Magnoliopsida, Poales, Poaceae.
AUGUCGGUGCGAAGGCCCCGGGGCGAAGAGGAAGACGACGAGCAGGGGAGCGGAGGCGACUAUCAUCAGCAACGGCACGGCCCGAGGCGGAUACGGCCGGCCGCGCCGCUCUCCUUCAGAUCCAUGGUCGGAAGAGCCAUGGCAGUGGACACUAUCGAGCAAAUUGCCAUGAGUUUGGAACCGGUUAUUCGUAGGGUGGUACGAGAAGAAAUUCAAAACAUCUUUUCUCAGCACGAUCACUUACCACACAGGUCUCUCCCUUUAAACAUCCAAGAGGUCGAUGUCUCGCCUAGGUUGAAGCUUUCCUUUGCAAAGAAGCUCAUGCUACCUAUCUUCACCAACAACAAGCUUGUUGAUGCCACCAAGAACAAAAUUGAAAUCUGGCUCAUGGAUACUAGAACCAACCACCAUAUCACUCAAACAGAAACUAACGAAGGCUCUUCAACACUGAAGCUGGAGGUACUUGUACUAGAUGGCGAUUUCAGUUGCGAAGAUGGCAUGGGGUGGACGGAUGAUCAGUUUACUGCUGCAACCGUGAAGGCUAGAGAGGGUAGGAGACCACUACUUGUGGGUAGUACACUCAAUGUAGCAAUGAACAAUCAAGGAGUGUCCAUGAUUAAUGAUGUGGCUUUCACUGAUAAUUCAAGUUGGAUAAGGAGCCGUAAGUUCCGAAUCGGUGUUCGUGUCAUGGGAGCGAGCUAUUAUGGGCCAAGGAUUCAGGAGGCAGUGAGCGAAAGCUUCAUAGUGAAAGAUCAUCGAGGCGAAUUGUACAAGAAGCAUUACCCUCCUCUCUUGACUGACAAUAUAUGGAGGCUCAAAAACAUCAGAAAAGAUGGACCGAUUGACAAGAGAUUGGAGUCCGAGGGGGUCAAGAACGUUCAAGACCUCCUGAAGCUUCAAACCGUAGAUCCUGAUAAGCUAAAAAAUCUCGUUGGCAUGUCAGAUCGGCAAUGGAGGACAACACUGAAUCACGCAAAAACAUGUAAAAUGGGACGAAAAAGCUACAUCUUCAAAUUUGAAGGGUGUGAUGUUAUAUUCAGCCCUAUAGGUGAGAUUUUAGCAGCAAGAAUUGGAGGCCAAACAUGCUCUUUGCAACAUCUACAGCAGCAACAAAUGGUCCAAGUGAAGCAAUUGGCCUCCAGGGCAUACGAGCAAUGGGAUAAACUAGAGGAAGUGGUGGCAAAUGAUACAGAACUUGUUACAUAUGAAGGCUUGUCAUCGUUUCCUCGGGGAAAACCCGGUUCGUCAUGUACACUAGCGAGUGAUGAAAGCAUCAUCAGCUCAGGGUCUCAAAGUGUCGAGUAUCUUGGCAAGUUGGGAUCUAGAACACCAACUUCCAAUGCUACAAUGGCGUCUAAUAGCAGCAACUCCUUAGAUUCCGUGGUAGCUAUCCCAACUAGUGAUGCUAUGUAUUGGAUCCCAAGCAUGGCCGUUGACGACGAUCACUUUACUUGGAACAACUCUACUAACCUCGGUUGUUGGGAUCAAGUUGAUUAA